Coffea arabica (coffee) is the source of this 2386-nucleotide messenger RNA. The record is from RefSeq and is a predicted model, not a curated record. NCBI's taxonomy places the organism in Eukaryota, Viridiplantae, Streptophyta, Magnoliopsida, Gentianales, Rubiaceae.
AUGUGUGGCAAUCUUCCGAGACUAAGAGUCAUUCGCCUAUCAAAGAAUGAAUUGAGUGGUCCAAUACCAUCAAGCUUAGUCCAGUGUUCAGAACUUCAGGCUGUAUCCUUUUCGUUCAACAAGUUUAGUGGAACCAUACCAAAAGAAAUUGGGAAGCUGAAGAAACUUGAGGUGAUAUACUUCUCCAUGAACAAAUUAGUAGGUGAAAUUCCAAAAGAGCUUGGAAAUUCAACCAUGCUCAAAUUCUUGGACUUAGCUGAUAACCACCUGACAGGCGUAAUACCGCGAGAGAUCGGCAAUUUAUACAAUCUGGAAACACUCAGCUUAGGGUGGAAUAACUUGACUGGUUCCAUACCAGUAGAGAUCUUCAACCUCUCCAGGGUAACAUUGAUGUCACUCGCAGGAAAUCAGCUUUCAGGAAAUCUUCCAUCAACAGUGCCAUAUUCCAUUUCCCUCGGUAACCUAAGACUCCUCCAAGUGCUGGAUCUAGGAAGCAAUAAGUUAGUCACUGACUUUUCGCAUCCAGAGACUAGCUUCAUCUCUUCCUUGGCAAAUUCCAAGAAUCUGAGAACAUUAGCUGUGAAUGACAAUCCACUGAAUGGCAUUCUUCCGGAAUCAGUUGGGAACCUUUCUAGCUCCCUUGAAAGACUUUAUGCAUACAGGUGCAAUCUCCAGGGAAAAGUUCCUGAUGGAAUUGGAAAUUUGAGCAGUUUGUUUAUCUUAAGCCUGUACGGUAAUCAGUUGACUGGACCGUUGCCCAUUACAAUACAACGUCUGCAAAAUCUUCAAGCGAUAGUUCUUUACAUGAACAAACUAAACCAACUCAGCCUGGAUUACUUCUGUACUUUCACAAAGUUGGGUGCAAUAAUUCUGGGCCAAAAUCAAAUUUCAGGAGCAGUCCCAGAUUGCUUAGAAAAUGUUACUUCUCUGAGAUAUCUUUACCUAAAUUCCAACAGAUUGAAUUCUAGUCUUCCUAGAACUUUGUGGAACCUUACAGAUCUCUUGUUGCUCGAUCUUUCCUCAAAUUCACUAACUGGCUCUCUACCUCUAGAAAUGCAGAACUUGAAGGCUGCAACAAGCUUGAUUUUAUCACUGAAUAACUUAUCAGGUGGCGUACCAAGCACAAUAGGAGAUAUGCAGAGCCUGGAUCAUCUUUCUUUGGCACACAACCAACUGGAAGGUUCAAUACCGAAGUCAAUUGGUAGUAUCUUAAGUUUGGAAACUGUGGAUCUAUCACAUAACUUUUUCUCUGGUUCCAUUCCAAAAUCACUUGAGAAUCUUAAGUAUCUUACAAGCUUCAAUGUCUCUUUUAACAAUUUAAGUGGCGAAAUUCCUCCGAAUGGCCCUUUUGCAAACUUCACUAGUGAAUCCUUUAUUUCAAAUAAAGCACUUUGUGGAGCUCCAAGGUUACACGUCCACCAUGUGAAAGGUAAAAGUCCCAUAGAAGCAGAUAUGUUUACCCAAGAAAGAAUUUCCUUCUACAACCUUUCACAGGCAACUGAUAAUUACGAUGAAAGGAACUUUUUGGGAAAAGGAAGCUUUGGAUCUGUUUACAAAGGUACCCUUGAUGAUGGGAGGGUUGUGGCUGUUAAGGUGUUUGAUUUACAAUCAGAAGGAGCAUUGAUGAGUUUUGGAGCAGAAUGUGAAGCAUUGCGUAAUCUUCGCCAUCGAAACCUCACAAAAGUCAUUAGCAGCUGCUCUAACCCUGACUUCAAAGCAUUGGUUCUUGAAUUCAUGCCUAAUGGAAAUCUUGAGAAGUGGUUGUAUUCCAGUGACUCAUCUCUAGAUAUUAUCAAGAGAUUGGACAUCUUGGUGGAUGUUGCUUCUGCACUGCAGAAUCUCCACUACGAGUGUGCAACACCAGUAGUGCACUGUGAUUUGAAGCCUAGUAAUGUCCUGCUAGAUGAAGAUAUGGUUGCCCAUGUAAGCGAUUUCGGCCUUACAAAGCUGUUGGCUCCAGAGGAAAGCAUUGUAUACACCAAAACACUAGCCACAUUUUGCUAUCUUGCACCAGAGUAUGGAUCCGAAGGAAUAGUAUCCCCCAAAUGCGAUGUUUAUAGUUUUGGAAUCAUGAUGAUGGAAGUGUUUACAAGAAUGAACCCCAACAAUGAGAUGUUUGGUGAGACUUUGAGCCUCAGGAGUUGGGUUGUGGAUUCUAUGGCUAAUACAUUAGCUCGUAUUGUAGAUGCCAAUUUGGUAAGCACAACUGAUCGUCACUAUCUUGAGAAGCUGGAGUGCAUUUCUUCCAUCAUGAAAUUGGCUCUAAAUUGCACGAAGAAGUCUCCGGCCGAGAGAAACAAUAUUCUAGAUGCUCUUGUGGCACUGAAAAAGAUCAAAAUUCAGCUUGUGCAAUAUGUGUAAUAUUUAAGCUUCAGUUUAGAUUGUA